AUGAAGUUCUCUUCCAUCCUCACCCUCUUUGCAUUGGUCUCCACCGGCUUCGCCACCCACGCCGCAGACUCGAAAGAAUGCACCCCCAGCUUCGACUACUGUGGCUCGAAACUUCUCAGCUCAAAGGGCUGGACAGAAGACGAACUCAAAGAAUCCCUCAAAGACACCGACCUCAAGGAUGAUUCCGACGCACUGGAUGACGUGAAGAAUGUGGUGUUUCACUGCAAGAAUCCCGGAAUCGUGGGACAUCCCAAGUAUUGUCCGGACGGGUGUAAGGAGGCUGCGACGGAUGGGAACGGGGAUAAGUGCUAG
Aspergillus wentii DTO 134E9 is the source of this 312-nucleotide messenger RNA. RefSeq lists its product as uncharacterized. The record is from RefSeq and is a predicted model, not a curated record. The transcript has 2 exons. The coding region runs from base 1 to 312 and encodes 103 amino acids. Lineage: Eukaryota; Fungi; Ascomycota; Eurotiomycetes; Eurotiales; Aspergillaceae.